Messenger RNA from Aspergillus welwitschiae, 1835 nucleotides. RefSeq lists its product as uncharacterized. The record is from RefSeq and is a predicted model, not a curated record. NCBI's taxonomy places the organism in Eukaryota, Fungi, Ascomycota, Eurotiomycetes, Eurotiales, Aspergillaceae. Bases 165 to 1649 code for a protein of 494 amino acids. The transcript is spliced from 4 exons.
CCCGGAUUGCUUGCCCUUUUCAGCCAGCAAUCUGAAAUACUCGUUCAUCCCAUUCGUGUAGCUUCGUCCAAGCACCUGCCCGACAUCCUCGUGAGAUCUAUCCCACUGGUCUGGGACAGUGCGCAGGACGCCAUCUGUCCCUAGUCUGGGGCUCGAUCGCCACUAUGUCGCCCUCCAAGCAGUCUGUUGCCAUGGCGGACAUGCCCUUCAUCGUCUCCACCGGCACCAAGAAGGUCGAUCCCCGUACCCGCAAACUCAUUCGCAGCCAUGUCAUGAUUGGCAAAAACCGUGGCAAAUCCCGCUAUCGCCAAGCAGAAGCCGAUCCAUCGACACCGGCGGACACGAGCACAGACGAUACUUCGGCUCCUCCUGCCGAUGGGGCGGGUUCAUCAUCCACAUCGCCUGCGGCACAAGUGCCAGCCACCCGCUUGCCGUUAGAUCUUCCCCGCAGAGUCGGCAACGACAUGUCCCUCAUCCGGCUGGCUGAUGACACCACCAGCCCAGCAGCCCUAGCCACUAUUCUUCGCUUCACCGACCGGGCAAAGAUGGAGUUCUACCCCCUUGCCGUAUGCAUCGUAUUCAACAAGUCUAGUCGAUCCUGGAUUCUUGACAUGCUGUCACUAGACGCGGCCUAUCUCAACGCCAUGGUCAUCACUACCCAAUCAUACUUUGGGAUCUACAAGGGUCCCGAUGCGGCCCAGUCCCCUCAUCUGGGGAAAGCCAUCCGCCUGUUACGCAACCGGCUCGAAGACGAGCAGGUUCGCGUGUCCAAUGCAACCGUAAUGGUCGUCAUCAUUCUCAUCCUGCACGCGCAUAUCGUGAGUGAUUAUGCUGCCGUACAACAUCACACCCAGGGUCUCCGCAAGAUGGUCCGUCUGCGCGGGGGCUUGGGGGCGUUCACAUCCAAUAACAAACUGGUCAUUGAUCUUAUCCGAUGCGAUGUGGGACUAGCGAUCCACAGUGGAGACAAACCCGCGUUUUUCGAGAACCGUGAUCUCGACAUCUUCGUCCCGUCUGAGCUCUGCUUCACGGCGCGCUCUCGUCCCGACCCGUCGUUCGUCCGGGAGCUUGACCCCGGUCUCGCUCGGAUCUGGCAUAUUAUGCAGGGAUUCUGUGCCCAAGUCAACCUGACCACCAAGACGAACGGCAUGAUCCCCGAGACCGAUUUCAUGAAAACAAUGGCCUCCGUCAUGUACCCUCUGUUACACAUGAGCUUUGAUCCCGGGUCCCGUGACGAGGCGAUUCGUCUAGCUUUACUCAGCUACGGAUUCGACAUCUUCCUGCAGUUCCGCAGCGACCCCACUCCGUACGUCCACCUGGCUGCCUCGUACCAGCGCUGUCUCAAUGGUUUAGCCAAGCGAGAUGAUGUGUCCCCGCAACUCUGGAUCUGGCUGUUAACCGUCGGUGGUCUUGUGGUGUUUUUACCUGCCGUCAGGCAGAAUUUCCGGCACUGGCUGUUGUAUUACCUGGGGAGCUGUCGAGUUCGCUCGUGGGAGGAGAUGCGGGCCAUUCUCUCUUCUUUCAUCUGGAUUGGACUUGUGCAUGAUAAAGGAGGAAAAGAGAUUUUUGAUAAGUUGUUUGCCAAUCUGGAGCCGGGGGCGGAGACAUUUGUUGAUCAGACGUCUUCGUCGAAAUUAAUCACCUGUUAGAGGUGUUACGAUUUAUGUGAACUGGUAUUGUUUAAGGUUCGAAAAUGGAUAUAGGGCACGAAUAUAUAUUGAUACAUACACUACUGUUCUAGUCUACGUCUUUUCGAAUGGUGUGCAUACUAAUCGUAUGUUAGUCACGUGUUCUAUUCCAUAUAUAUAUAUAAGUAUAUAUAUUUAUUUAGAGAA